UCUCACGCAAUCGGAGUGAGACUCACGCAUUUCAACCAGUUCACACGCUCUCACGCCACACAUUGUAUUUCUCACGCUGAGAAGGGAUAACUUGUCCCGCUGCAAUUACUAUACAAUUAAUAUACAAUUAAUAGAUGUGGGAAUACUGAGGUAAGUUUUCUGCCGAGUUCAUAGCUCUCUCGACUCUCGAGUUAUAGAGUUAAAUGCCACCUACCAGCCAAUCAGAAAUUAGGAUGUUGUUGUUUCCGUUUAAAUUACGCGAUUCUGCCUCAAGCUGGUUCGUUACUAAGCAACAUGGAUGCGCGCGCACAUGGAGUGUAAAUUGGAAGAGAAAGAUCCGAUGAAUGCUGUAGCUCCACCAGAUGUUCAUGUCUUUGUGCCAAAAGUGUCCGAUGAUCACAGUAAGCUGGUUCUGAGCUGUCUGGCCACUGGUUUCUACCCCAGAGAUAUUGAGAUGAACAUUACAUUGGACGGAACCGUUCUUGGGAACCAAAGAUCAUCUGGAAUCAGACCAAAUACUGAUGGAUCCUUUCAGAUGAGAACCAGUGUGGAGAUUGAUGUAAAUCACAAAGGGUUUUAUGACUGUCUGGUCAUUCACAGCAGUCUGACUCUGACACGACCGAUUUUAACAGUGUGGACCAUAUAUCAACAAAACUUUAGUGUGUCUAUUACAGCAGGAAUAGCAGCAGCUGUAGUUAUAUUUCUCUCUCUAAUUGGUUACUACCAAUUGAAAAGGUCCAAAGAUAAACACUUCAUCCGCUACAAGUUUGCAGCCUUUUGCAAAGCAAACACUCAUCCUGUGUUCAAAGCUGUGUGUGUGUGUGACGACAGACAGAUCGCUCAAUACAGUAAUGAAGAAAGAGUUUGGAAAAGAUCGAGUCGGACUGAAGAUGACUGGAUCAAUGCUCCUGAAGAACCAGAGUCUAGAGACUGGUUCCUCCAUCAGUUAAACACUCUGUCAAACUGCACAGACUCACAGUGUUCUGAGCUCCAUGUUCUUCAGAGAACAAUUGGUUGUGAGCUGGAGAAACGUCCUGAUGGAUCAGAGAAGAGUCUGAGAGUUUUUGAUGAAUAUGGAUUUGAUGGAGAGGAUUUCAUUGCCUUUAAUUCUGACACUCUGCAGUGGAUUGAUAAAAACCCCAAAGCUAAAGAAACUAAAAGGGAAUGGGAUCAGCAAACAGAACGAAACCAGUUCCUGCAGCAUUACCUCAAGAACUGCAUAAACUGGAUCUCCACAUUUAACAACACUAAAAUGACUCCACCAGAUGUUCAUGUCUUUGUGCCAAAAGUGUCCGAUGAUCACAGUAAGCUGGUUCUGAGCUGUCUGGCCACUGGUUUCUACCCCAGAGAUAUUGAGAUGAACAUUACAUUGGACGGAACCGUUCUUGGGAACCAAAUAUCAUCUGGAAUCAGACCAAAUACUGAUGGAUCCUUUCAGAUGAGAACCAGUGUGGAGAUUGAUGUAAAUCACAAAGGGUUUUAUGACUGUCUGGUCAUUCACAGCAGUCUGACUCUGGCACGACCGAUUUUAACAGUGUGGACCAUAUAUCAAUAAAACUUUUAUGCUUAAAACUUUUUUACUAACUGUAGGAGUA
This is a messenger RNA of Onychostoma macrolepis, 1595 nucleotides long. RefSeq names its product H-2 class I histocompatibility antigen, K-B alpha chain-like. Gene Ontology annotation, biological process: immune response. Lineage: Eukaryota; Metazoa; Chordata; Actinopteri; Cypriniformes; Cyprinidae. The record is from RefSeq and is a predicted model, not a curated record. The transcript is spliced from 6 exons. Bases 299 to 1555 code for a protein of 418 amino acids. Gene Ontology annotation, cellular component: external side of plasma membrane.